AUGGAUAUAGAGUUUGAGGCGAGGGUGAAACCUCUGGAAUACAAAUUGAAGGCAAUGUCACGUGAGUCUUCGUCCCAGAAGGCGGGUCACGUGCUGGACGCCGACCUCCGCUCCCACUGGUCCACCGCUACCAACACCAAGGAGUGGAUUCUUCUCGAGCUCAACGAACCUUGCUUGUUAUCGCACAUAAGAAUUUACAACAAGUCUGUGCUCGAAUGGGAAAUUUCAGUUGGCUUACGCUACAAGCCAGAGACAUUUGUAAAAGUUCGCCCACGUUGUGAAGCACCGCGACGCGACAUGAUCUAUCCCAUGAACUAUACUCCCUGUCGCUAUGUGCGAAUAUCUUGUUUGAGGGGAAAUCCCAUAGCUAUUUUCUUCAUACAGCUUAUCGGGGUUUCAGUGACUGGCCUGGAACCAGAGUUUCAACCAGUUGUUAACCACUUGUUGCCAUCCAUUAUAUCUCACAAACAAGAUGCCCAUGAUUUGCAUCUUCAGUUGCUUAAAGACAUGACAAGUCGGUUGCUUGUGUUCCUUCCCCAACUUGAGGCAGACCUUAAUAGCUUCUUGGAUGCUGCUGAACCUAAUUUACGUUUUCUUGCUAUGCUUGCCGGUCCUUUUUAUCCCAUACUUAAUCUUGGGAAUGAAAGGACAGCUGCAAAGUCUUCAGGCAAUAUCUCAGACUCUGAAGUUUCUAAACAUAGUCAGCUGUCAUCAGCCUUAACCGUGUCUUCUAACUUUGAGCCACGAAGAUCACGCGGCACUUCACCUUUCGUUCUGUCAACAUCCAGUUCUAUAGUAUUCCGUGCAGAUGCAAUUUUUGUGCUGUUGAGGAAGGCAUAUAAAGAUUCUGAUUUAGGAAUUGUUUGCAGAAUGGCUGCUAGAGUUCUGCAUAAGCUUAUAGAGCCUGUGGCACAUGAAGGAUCAACACCUCCUGGUGAAGUGACAUAUGGAGAUGAAGCAGUAAAAUCAGAAAUAACUAAUCCGGCUCCUUUAGUUGAUUACUCGAACUUCCGUCCAUCUGACAUUGUUGAUGAUAGUUUCUCUCAGUGGAAACAACCAAUUGUUCAACAAGCCCUCUCCCAGAUUGUAGCAACAUCAUGUUCAUCAUUAUACCGUCCACUUCUUCAUGCUUGUGCUGGCUAUUUAUCAUCAUAUUCACCAUCGCAUGGACGAGGAAGCUAUGAAGAUCUCGUCUAA
This is a messenger RNA of Prunus dulcis (almond), 1197 nucleotides long. RefSeq lists its product as uncharacterized. The record is from RefSeq and is a predicted model, not a curated record. The coding region runs from base 1 to 1197 and encodes 398 amino acids. The transcript is spliced from 12 exons. Lineage: Eukaryota; Viridiplantae; Streptophyta; Magnoliopsida; Rosales; Rosaceae.